AUGUUUGACACUAUGAAAUUCAGCUCGUUGCUUGCGAACGCCGCCGCCGUGUUGGAGAUGGCAUCGCUGGCGAUGGCGCAGGAGAAGUGCGGCAGCGAGGAGCCGGGCGCCGAAGCGUAUCAGGCCGCCGUGAGCUUGCGCGCCGUUCAACGCGCCGAGGGCUUGUCGGCCUAUGUUCUUGCCAAGCGUGCAAAGGGUCUGCUCAUUAUGACAUAUCUGCAUGUUGUCGAGGACGAGGCUCAUAGGGGGCCCGCAUCAAGGAGAAGGCCGAGGCCCUCCGCCAAGGGCGCCUACGACGACCUCAACAUAUACUUCGAGACAGGGUUCAUGAAGCCCAACUCCGUGACCGGCCUGUGCAGCUUUCCAGUCGAAGACCCCUGGAAUACGGGCAUCAACGGCACGUCGUGGUACGCAUAUGACGGCUGCCACGUCAGCGCCGGCACCAUGCCCGGCGGGCCCGGAUAUCCCUGGGACGCGGGGGACAACCUGGGCAAGACGGCGACACACGAGGUCGGGCACUGGCUUGGCCUCUUUCACGUGUUUGAGGGGUUCGAUUGCGACGGUGAGGGGGAUCUGAUCGACGACACGCCCCCGACAAAGGUUGCCACGUCUUUCAGAGUUUACGCCUUUGCAGGAGGAGCGAAUGUAUCUGUCCUUUAA
Colletotrichum graminicola M1.001 is the source of this 660-nucleotide messenger RNA. Its product is annotated as metalloprotease MEP1. The record is from RefSeq and is a predicted model, not a curated record. Gene Ontology annotation, molecular function: metallopeptidase activity. The transcript is spliced from 3 exons. NCBI's taxonomy places the organism in Eukaryota, Fungi, Ascomycota, Sordariomycetes, Glomerellales, Glomerellaceae. Bases 1 to 660 code for a protein of 219 amino acids.